Danio aesculapii is the source of this 2525-nucleotide messenger RNA. It is a transcript of the gene exo1, whose product is annotated as exonuclease 1. Gene Ontology annotation, biological process: mismatch repair; DNA recombination. The transcript is spliced from 14 exons. Gene Ontology annotation, molecular function: 5'-flap endonuclease activity; 5'-3' DNA exonuclease activity; metal ion binding. Gene Ontology annotation, cellular component: nucleus. The record is from RefSeq and is a predicted model, not a curated record. NCBI's taxonomy places the organism in Eukaryota, Metazoa, Chordata, Actinopteri, Cypriniformes, Danionidae.
AAGUCGAAGCCCUGUAACUUCACUUGGUGGUAGAAGCGCGAGUAAAAGCUCUCUGGUGACAGGCUGUACUCAUCUUCUUCAGACAUCUGUCCUUCCAGACAGACAACAUGGGUAUUCAGGGCCUCUUGCAGUUUAUCAAAGAUGCUUCGGAGCCCAUGCAUGUGAAGAAGUAUCGGGGUCAGACGGUGGCGGUGGACACAUACUGCUGGCUCCAUAAAGGGGCCUUUUCAUGUGCAGAGAAGCUUGCAAAAGGGGAACCUACAGAUCAGUAUGUCUCCUACUGUAUGAAGUUUGUGGACAUGCUGCUUUCUUUUGGUGUUAAACCCAUCUUGGUGUUUGAUGGUCGUAACUUGCCCUCCAAACAGGAAGUGGAGAAGUCCCGGCGAGAGAGGCGACAGGCCAAUCUGCAGAAAGGCAAACAGCUGCUGCGGGAGGGAAAGAUAGCAGAAGCCAGAGAAUGUUUUACCCGAAGUGUUAAUAUCACCCCUUCCAUGGCACAUGAUGUCAUUAGGGCUGCCAGAACACGUGGAGUGGACUGUGUUGUUGCUCCAUAUGAAGCAGAUGCACAGUUAGCAUUCCUCAACAAAUCUGAUAUCGCUCAGGCGGUGAUCACAGAGGACUCAGAUCUGCUGGCAUUUGGCUGCAAAAAGGUGAUUUUAAAGAUGGAUAAACAGGGUAAUGGACUGGAGAUUGAGCAGUGUCACCUGGGCCGCUGCAAAUCUCUUGGCAACAUCUUCACAGAGGAGAAGUUUCGAUAUAUGUGCAUCCUCUCUGGCUGUGACUACUUGCAGUCUCUGUAUGGUAUUGGUCUGGGAAAAGCAUGCAAGCUGCUCAGGAUGGCAAAUAACCCUGAUAUCCUGAAGGUGAUCAAGAAGAUGGGGCAGUAUCUGAAGAUGGACAUUUCUGUCCCAGAAGAAUACAUUGAGGGUUUCACAAAAGCCAACAACACAUUUUUGUAUCAGCUGGUCUUUGACCCCUUGAGGAGAAAGGUGGUACCUUUGAACCCCUAUCCAGAUCACAUUAAUCCUGCUGCCCUCAGCUAUGCUGGAACUAAUGUAGGUGAUGAGAAAGGGUUGCAAAUGGCUCUUGGCAACCUGGACAUUAACACGAUGCAAAGAAUAGAUGACUUUAACCCUGAUGCUCCUCAAAGUCAGCCACCUAAAGCUCCUCGCAGUAGUUCCUGGAAUGACAGAUGUGAUAAAACUGGCCCAACACAGAAAAGCAUUUGGAGCCAGAACUAUGAACCAGGUUGCACAAAGCCACAGAAUCCUACCUCCCCUAAAAGACCACCUCCCACCCGGGGCAAAGAGAGGAUUGUUAGUGUGCAGAGUCUAAAGUUGCCCCAGAGAGAGUCACAGGUGAAAAGACCACGUGAAGACACAAGUCUCUGUGUGGAUGACCUGUUAGAACAGUACACAGCUGGUGUAAAGAGACACUGUCCUGAAACUCUGCCCACAACUAAGCCGCUGACUAAUGACAACACGGUCUCUAAGGAGAACCAUUGUGGCAGCACAUCUGGACCAUUUCGUCCUCGAAAUCGCUUUGCAACCCUCUUGCAGUGGAGGAACCGAUCAGAAGAGGGCACUGAAGAGCAGGGCACAUGCAGCAGGUUCUUCUGUCAUGAUGAAUCCAAUACAGCAGAGACGCAGGAAGACUCAAUAAAACAAGACUCUUUACAGUCUGUGGAGUGUCAAGAGAAGCAUGUCUCACAGUCUGGAGGAGACACAUCAUCACUGUGUGAAGACCCAGAGAGAGAGCAGGAUGAAGAUGAGUCGUCUAGCCCACCCACAUCUCCAUCUUGCUCUUCCAGGCCUGCUAGUGUGGGUCUUGGGGUCUUCAGCUGGUCAGGCAGCACCACAGAACUCAAUAAAUCUGCCUCACAUUCAGCCGCAGUCAGCACAGAGAGACACCGGUCAUUCUCCACACCUUCAGGAUUAUCUACCCUGCAGCAGUUUCAGAGAAAAAAGGCAAGCUUCUCCUGGGCAGGACCUGGGCUUUCUCUUUCGUCCUCGCCUGUAGAAGGCAGUGAGGAUGCUGGGAAAUCUCCUGGGUCUCCUCCAUCACAGGACAGUGCCUAUUUCUCCCAGUCCAGCGGCAUCUCUGCUAGUGUGGAGGACUCUUUAGUCACAGAAGACUCUGAUAAGGAAAAAGAGAGAGAUUCAGAUGUCUCCAACAGCCCUAGCAGCUCUCCACCAGACAGGCUGAAGCCUGCUGUUAACCGAACAAAGGUUUCAGGGUUGUCCCGGAAAGGGGCUUGUGGGCAGGGUAAAGGCACUAAAAUUGAGACCUCCGCUCCUGCAAGAGCCAGCGGUCUGAGAAGGAAACCAAGCGGGAAGAAAAAUAUCAACAAUGAGAACAGUCCAGGUCUGCAGGCCACCAUCAGUGGCCUCUGGGGGGCUUUCAGCUUCAAGAAGGACAGUCCGAAGUUAAGCGCAGCCAAGAAAGGAGAGCCGAUGUCACCGGUCGGGGAGAAUGUGAUGACAGAAACUACUCAAGCUGAUUAGGAGAUUUUCCAUCAUCGCUGA